AUGUUGACAAAACAUUUUCGGAGUUGUAUAUUUGCUUUGCUUUUGGGUGGUUGGAUUAAGGAAUGUAUUACAUGUUUCACGGACGAUGAGUCAGAAGUAGCGAAAGUUAAAUCGGGAAGUUCGUUUUAUCAAGAAUGUAGAUGCGAGGAACCUGGUCCAUCUGGCAUGGUUUUGAAAUGGUUUGAUGUAAAUGAUCAAGAAGUACAAGAAUUAGGACCAGGUACAAAAUCAAACAUAUAUUCGGAAUGGCUGGAUCGAAAUGUGUAUGGACUGUACAUAUCUAAACUAACUAAAUCAAUAUCUGGAGCAUACAAGUGUGUCACAAUCUAUAAUGGCCAACAAUACAUGAAAGUUUUCAACGUGGAAGCUUACGAUCCACCAUACUUCGUCAACACAGAAGAAAUGCAAUAUGUGGUUAAUGGAAAAGAUGAACUAGUAGUUUGUGAAGCUAGAGGAGAGACUGAUCCAUUUAUAAGUUGGCAUAAAAAUGAGGAUGGUUUUAUUGAGAUAUCUGAUGAUGACAAAUAUGAAUUGAUUUCUUCAAGGGGGCUCGUUAUUAAAAAUGUGACUAAGGAAGAUCGUGGUAUAUAUAAAUGCACGGCUUCUGACUUAGAAACUGGCGAAGGCAUUGAUAGAGACAUCAAAGUAGAGGUAGCUUACAUGCCCACCAUCGACGGCCUUAUAGCAACACCAGAAACAACAGUCAUUGUUGGAGAAUCUCUAACCAUAGAGUGUGUUGCCAAUGGAAUGCCUCAUCCGGAAUAUAUGUGGAGAAAGGUUUCAGAGGCAGAACCUUCUGAUGUUAAUGUGACAUGGCACCAAAUAACAAACAGCAUCUUAUUUGAUAGUGUCGUUGCAGGAGAUAGCGGAAUAUACGAAUGUACUGCUCUUAAUGGCGUUGGAAAUGCAACCAAAACAAUAAGUAUUGAAGUAUUAGUGCCACCCAAAAUAACACAGUUCAAUAACAUAUCAGUGCACGAAGGUGAAUCGCCACAGAUAGAAUGUAAAGCAACCGGGAGACCAAGACCUAAAAUUACAAUUACUUUUGAAGGAGAUCCAUCGGAUAAUAACCGAGGAAUAUCCUGGAACGUGCGGAAUACGAGUCAAUUUGAAACAAUAUUUCAAUUAUCAUUUAGCCAAGCAUUAAGGACACACCAGGGAUUCUAUUAUUGUAAUGCAAGUAAUGAAGUCGACUUCACGAUUGAGGAAAUGUAUAUGUCAGUGUCGCAUAAGCCAUAUUUCGAUAAACCAUCGGAGACACUGUGGGCUUGGACUGGGAAAACGCUAAAUUUAAGUUGUGAGCAUGAAAGCAAUCCAGUGUCCCAAAUGAUUUGGAGAUAUCAAGGCAACGAUAUAUCAACUGCAGAGCAAGUUGAAAUCAUCAGAAUGUUAGAGGAAAAAGUUAAAAAUGGCUUUGGGUUAUACUUACCUCUCGAUAUAGACAAACCAUCUCAUUAUGGUAUUUACGAAUGUAUUGCAAGGAAUGAAUAUGGGCAAGCAACGAAAACAAUAACUUUGCAAGAAGCGUUUACCCCACCAGCUAUUAAAAAUGUGACAAUCGUGGAAGUAACACAAACCUCUGCGACGUUCGCUAUUAUUGGGCCAACCGAAAUAAAUGGCCCGAACGUAAUCGGGUUUACAGCUGAAUACGACGAAUCAGACAACUAUCAGAUCACCGACAUCCACAUCAAUAGAACUUGGUCCAUAGAUAGACCUUACAAAGUGGACAAAUUGAAACCGAAUACAACGUAUUAUAUCAAGUUUGCAGCUGUAAACGACGUUGGUGCGGGGCAAUGGAGCGAAAGUUUGGAAUUUAUUACCCUCGAGACGUUCGCUCCCAAUCCACCAGAGUGGAAUACGGAAUUAGACACAAUUAUAGCUACAGCGUAUAAUCAGGUGAUAAGCUGGAAAAUGCCCGAAUAUAUUGGGGAGCCGAUAGACUACUACGCUUUGCGUUAUUGUCCGAUGAUGAACAGCUUGAUCGAAGAGGAUUUGUGUGAAGAAAAGAUUAUCAAAUCGACUGAGUUUCAAGUAACCGGUCUCCAGUUUAACACGACUUACUAUUUCGAAUUGAUUGCACAUAACUCGCAGGGAAACUCAUCUGCGUCUCAUCUCUAUGUCAUUAUGCCAGCGGAAGGCUUACAACCGAUAUUAUCGGGAGGUGCUAUUAUCGGUUUAUCAAUAUUAGCCGUAUUCAUUGGUUUGCUGCUUCUUGAUUUACUUCUUCUUCUAUGGCGGCGACAAGGAAUUAUGGCUAACUGUUGUUUUAAGCAGAAUAAGAAAAGAAGAGAGGAUGCUCUGAGAUCUAGGGAUAAGAAAGGCCUCCUUAAUAAUGGAGAGUCAACUUCGGGUGACAGUUUAAAAAGGCCUAAUAAUGGGCACAAAGAAUACGAAUAUGAUAAAACUACAGGAGUAAUUACUGGGAAACACUCUGCUGUU
Molecule: messenger RNA, 2439 nt
Organism: Iphiclides podalirius (scarce swallowtail)
Lineage: Eukaryota; Metazoa; Arthropoda; Insecta; Lepidoptera; Papilionidae
Source: the annotation of a GenBank genome assembly